Messenger RNA from Cinara cedri, 6083 nucleotides. The record is from the annotation of a GenBank genome assembly. Lineage: Eukaryota; Metazoa; Arthropoda; Insecta; Hemiptera; Aphididae.
AUGUGAUUCUAUGUCAUUGAUAUUUUGCCACUACGACGACUAAAAUAAUUUUUGUUCGUACAAUUUUAUCAGUAAAAUUUACGCGCAAAUGAAAUUAUAAAAUUAAUGCAAUAAUUUUAAUAAUGUUCUGACAUCGGCAUAAUGCUAUUUUUAUCGAACGUUACCUGUAUAGGUAGGUAAUAAUAACAUAUUUAAAAAUAUUAAUGAUAGUAAUAGUUUGAAUAAAUCGUAUACGAUGAAAGCACACCAUUGAAACUAUAAGCACGAACCACCCCUGGUAUAUAUAUAAAGAAAUUCGGUGUAUACGUGUCGGUACAAAUUUUAAUAGUGAAAAUUACAAGUGCAGCUGAAGAUUGGUGUGUACCUAGCUGUGUGUUGUUGCAUAUCUAGCUGAAGGUAAGUGAUUUUUCUCUUUCUCCUUUACUUUUGCAAAUACUGAUAAAUUAUUUUGAAAUUUCAAAAAUACAUACCUAACUCCCAGAGGUUUUCACUUAGAACAACCAUUUUUACAUCGUUAGAUAAGACUCGAAGAGGACUACUGACCUCUAUCUUAACGAACAAAAACUAACCAACCAGUAUUGUAACCUGACCUUCGACAAAGGGUUCUAUCGGACGCAUACUUACCUAGGUAUAUUAGAUGUAAAUACUGCUAAAUAGUGUUGGAACCGAUGGAACCCACUCCGUCCGCAGUUAAAUUUACAAUAAUUAUAUAUUAUAUAUAAUAUAUUAAUAAUUAUAUAUACCACGUCACGAAAACUACGGGAAUUAGAAACUCGUGGUUAGGUAGUUGCAGAAACACUCGCACAAUAACUGUACAUAAUCCGGAGACGGGGAAAUGCAAUCGAUAUACCUACUUAAAGAUUUACGAUUAAAACUCGCCAAGUGUUUCGGCCCAAAACACAUCCCAACCCGAUGAUCACAUGAUGCAAUAUUAUUAAUUGAUGUUAAUUCGAUUAUUAUAAUAUUUCCAAAUUUAUAUUUGUAUAUAUAUUGCAUAAUAUACCUAUUAUAAUAUGUAUUUAAAGAAAAACGUGAACCUAAUUUUAAAAUACUGCUAAAUACAGUGGCGUUAUUACGGGGGGGGGGGAUUUAGGUGUCGUAACCCCCAAUAACUUUUUUUUUAAAAAAAGACUGUGGAACUACAUUUAUGUACUUAUUUAACUAUAAAUAUUAUUAUAUUAUAUAGAAAUAAUACGAAAAAAAAUCCGGAUCCUCUAUGCUGUACAUAAAUACUUCGAAAUAAAUGUAAGUGCAUACUGCCCUACCAAAAUGAAAGGCAGUAAUCGACAAUUGUUCAUAAAUGAGAUUAUUGUAGAAUAUCUAUUGUUGAUUAGGUCAUUUUACAUCGAUUUUUCUAGGUUAGAAUGCAGUGAAACAUUAUUUAGACCCUUUAAAUGAGAUUUAAAUAUGUAACAUCUACCAAACGAAUACUAGACAAAUAAGCAGUAAAUGAUAUAUUCUAGAAAAAAACUCAGUAUAUUUUGUAUAGUUUACUGCUUAUACAUUUAGUAAAUUUAUUUAACAGCAUACAUACUGCGUAUGUAUCUAGUAACUUUAGAUUAACUGAUCAACAGUAAGCAGUAUCUACAUGUUUAUAAUUGAAUAUCAAUAUUUUAAAUUCUUUUAUAAUUAAUUUUAAAUCUUGUAAUUUCAUAAAGUAAACAUAAUUCAAUGAGUUUGUUCCUAACUUUGAUUAGUCGGAAUUAGUUAGUUUUUAUAUUUGAAAAUGUAUCUAUUUUAUUUUUAGAAUUAUAAAUAGGAACUAUUAAUAUUUAAAUAGUAUGUCACACACAGACUAAGUUAUGAUCCAUUAAUCAUAUCAGACAUCAGAUUUUACUUUGUUUGCUGUUCGUAACUAUUUAGGUUCCUAAGAAUGAAACCUAAUUUUAAUAAAAGUGAUUUUUUUAUUAAUUAAUUACAUGCGUGGUUAAACUAUGGUGUUUAUAAUUUGUUAUGUUUUAAAAAGAAAUAAAAAAUGUAUAUCUGGUUGAAUUGAUUGAUACUGCUUUUUAAAUAAAUUGUAGUUGUAAUAAUUGUUGACUGUCACAAAUGCAGUAUCUACUUAAUCUUGCUAAGAGAACUUGCUUAUAAACUAUAAAUAUUUGAUUUAGGAAAAAUAAAAUUAUUUCAGAACGAUUUCUGAGGUAAAUAACUACAAAUAAUUAUCUAAACAUUAUUGAAUAAUAUUGUUAACAAGCAAAAUAAUUCAAAAAAACGAAAAGCCCAUUUUCCCAACAUUUGCACUUUUGUAGAUACUGCCUUUCACUAUGGCAACAUAGGUAUCACUAUUGCAAUAUUGCGCAUAAAUACCUAUGUCCUAUAUAUUGUAUUAUGGUAAUGGUACAAAAAUAAACCACCAAGCAGUCAAAUAUUAUUUUAUCGUGGAUCGACGACGCUCAUCUGACUAUUUUAUUUAGAUUAAUAAAGACUAUAACAAUAUUAUACACAUUAUCACAUGCAUAAAAUACAAUUUUUUUUUUUUAGGGGGGGGGAUAAUAGGUAAAAUGUAAAACUUUUCAUCCUUCCCCCCCCCACACAAACAUCACCAAAUUACGUCACUGGUUAAGUACGAUUUGAUACAAAUGAGACGCUCAAUACUCUUAAAAGUAAAAUUAUUUUUUCUCGAGAACAACAAUUAUUAGGUAUUGUUCAGAGAAUCAUUAUUUCCACAAGCAAAUAAAAAUUAAUGAAAAUCCACAGCUAAUCUUGGAAUUUCGGAACUAUGGAACUCCGAAUGGUUUAAUAAUAUGUGGAGUAUAAUAUGGAAUACCUACUACCUAUCCAAAAUUUUUAUUUGUUAAUGAAAUUAUAUGUUUUUACAGAAUUUAUUCUCGCGUGAAAUUAUUUUACCAAAAAACUAUUUUCAAUUUCUGAGCGUGGCAAGGUUAAUUUGUUUUUCCACAAGGUCAUAUUAAUUAUACUAUGUACAUGUCCGUGUAGAACGUUUGUAUAUUAUAAUUUCAUAUUUAUAAGUAGAAUGCAAGUUUACCUAUCAUUUAAAAAUAACCGACAAGAACUAUAAUUUUAAAAUAUUAAUUUCUGGUAAGUGCCUAUCUUUUUUUUAAGCAAAAAAAAAAAAUUGAAAACAUUGUUGUUUAUGUCUUUACGUUUUGACAGCGUUGACCGGACCGAGACCGUAUCAUGUUUAGUCUUCUAGAAGUUCAGAUUCCCCGAAAUUGUUUUUUCAAAAUGCAAAAUGUUUGAGAAAAUGUCAAAAAAUGUUAUUACAUUAAUUGUUAAAAUAAUGAUGAACCUUAUAAGCCAUUUAUUUUAUAGAGCAAUAUAGGUAUUGAAUACAAACCAGUUAAUGUGGAAUAUAGGUAACAUUAGAAGAAGAAGUAAUUUUUUUUUUCACAAAAAUUUGAAAAAAGUGUCCUACUUUGCCGAAAAAAUAAUUGGUAGGUAUCUAUGUGGAUUACGCGUUUAAAAUGUUUUAAAACAAAUUGCUUGUUUAAUCCAAGCCUGGAUUGUUUGCAUGGAUUUAAAGAGCACAUACCUAGUGUCACCAUUAAUAAAUGUAUAUAAAAUGUUCGUUCACAAAUUUAAUAGUGCAAAAAUGUAGAUACAAUGUUUAUAAAGAAGAACUAUCUUUAAGUUCAGUCCUUAGGCUCACUGGAUCCUAUAUUUAUCCAGUUUUUAUUUAUGUAGGUACCUAGGUAUAUAAUAAAUGAGUUUAUACGCAAUAUCCAUUAACAAAUAUGACAUUUAAACAGUAUAACAUUUUAAAUAAAACUUGCAAAAUCAAAAAUUUAGUAUUUGGUCAUUUUUUCAUAUUUAUACUUUUGGUGGAAUAAUUUUAAUCGUCGCACAAUGGGAAGUAAUUAAUACAAAAAACGAUUGCAGAUUUAACCGUGUGUAGUCUUCAGCCUUGGUGCGUAGUGAAAACACAGAAUAAAUUAAAAUAUCUAUUCUCAUUAAAUUUAAUAUAUAAAUAUAAUAUGUAAUGUGGUGAAAGUGUAGAACCACUGUUCUCGGCUGUAUUGGUUCAGUAUCUUGAACAGUUGGACCCCAGAGUAGAAUACAUAAAAAAUGAUAAAACGAAUUGAUAAGAAAAUAACCUUAUCAAAAAAGUAGCAAUGAAAAAUUAAUCAAAUUCAAAUCGAAUUAAUUUAUUCGAAUAUUUUUACAUCACAUUAGUUUAAUUUAUUUUAAGUAGUUAAACCAUUUUUAAUAUUAAGUAGUGUUAUAAUAUACCUAGUUAGCAUUUAACUUUGAAAAUUGUAAUAUAUAACUACUAGAAUUUUUUUUUUCCAGUCAAAAUGUCCACAAUUUUAGUAAAUUAUGAUGAUUCAGUUCAGAUAAUUUCAUUUAACAGUCCAAAAAAACUGAACGCCAUAUCACACCAGGUAAUUAUUUUAUGUUCUCAUUUAUUGAACUAAAUUUUAAUAUAGGUGUCAGGAUAUCUGUGUAAUAAAUACCUGAUACAAAUUUCAUUGCAAUGUAUAGUGCUACAAAGAAAUAAUUGAAGCGCUUCACGAAGGAGCUAAAAAUGAGGAUGUAUUUUGUACUCUAUUGACCGGUGUUGGUAAGACGUAUAGUAGUGGUACGGAUUUAUUUGACAGUUCAGACGUAAAUAUUGAAGAGCGUUUAAUUGUAGUACGGUAAAUAAAAAAAAUAUAAUAUAGAUACUGCAUUGUACAUACCAAUUAUCUAUUUUUUUUUAUUUUUUAUUGUGUUUACAGGGAUUUUGUAAGAGCGCUCAUAGAUUAUCCAAAACUGUUGGUUGCCUUGGUAAAUGGCCAUGCAAUUGGAAUAGCGUGUACAACUUUGGGACUUUGUGAUCUUGUGUAUGCUACCAAAACAGUAAGUUUAUUUUACAUUUAUUGUUAAAUUUCUUAGAAAAGUUCUUUAAUUUCAGGCAAAUUUUAUGUGUCCUUUUAAUAAACUGGGUAUUACUGCUGAAGGAUGUUCAACUAUUACAUUUCCAUUAAUAAUGGGAAAAACAAGAGUAAAUAUACUUAUAUAAUACUAUUAUAGUUAAAAUGUCAAUCACAGUUAAAAAUAUUAAGCAAUAUUAUUUAUUUAUUAGGCAGCUGAAUUAUUGUACUCGGGUAAAAUGUUUAAUGCUAUUGACGCUCAGAAAAUUGGUUUGGUCAAUGAAAUUAUUGAUGAAGGAAUGAAUGGAAGAGACCAGUUAAUUAAAAAAAUAAAAACUGAAAUAGCUGUGUAUAAAUUGGUACAAAAUUAUUCCUUAGAAAUUAAUUCUUGUAAACUAUAGUAAUUUUUAAAAUUUUACAGCCAAUAGUAUACACCAAGUCUAUGAUGCUUAAUGGAGCGAUCUCCAAAGAUGAAUUGCACAGAGCAAAUGAUAGAGAAUAUAAAAGACUAUUGGAAAGGUUUAAUUCUAGUGACUAUUUUAAUGCUAUAACUAAUUUGUUAAAACAGAAAUCUUUAAAGAAUAAGCUAUAAAGAUAUUUAAAAUUAUGUAAAUGAUGCAUCACAAUACUAUUAUAGUAUAUACCUACUUAAAAUUAUCAUUAGGUAAUAAUGUAAUAUUAAUUUUUAAUACUUUUAUAUCAUAUUGUUGAAUAAAUUUAAAAAAUAUAGUUUUUAUAAAAUAUUGGUUUGUAUACAAAUUUGUAUGAUUAUAUACAUGUUUUCUACUAUAAUAGAAAAUUAUUGCAGUAUUUAUUAAUACCUUAUUAUUGUUAAACUUUGUAUUAUUUAUAUUUAAAUCAUAUUUAUUAUUAUUUUAUUUAGUUAUUUAGUGUGGUAGAGGUCCAUUUAUUUGUAUGUAAAACAUUAAUUGUUAAUUGUUUUUGUUAAGUUUAAUAAUUUGUGUGCCAUAUAUUUUAUUUUAUUUAUUUUAUAAGUUUCACUUAUGCACUUCAAAUGUAUUCAAGUUAUGUAAUAUUUAAAUGUUUAAUGUUAAAUAUCUAACUUUUUUUUCAAAUUAAAUACAUAAACCAUUAAACAGAAGUUGGUUAGGUUAGGCUACAUUUAUACAUAUUGUUUUUUGUUAUUAUUAAACAAUUUGUAUACAUUUUAUGAUCAUUGUAAUCCUUUAUAAAUAAUUAUUAAUUAAUUUAAAUUUUUGUUAACUAAAAAAACUUAUUGACUCACAAAUAAAAAUUAUAAUACAC